Messenger RNA from Meriones unguiculatus (Mongolian gerbil), 1145 nucleotides. RefSeq names its product B9 domain containing 2 (gene B9d2). Gene Ontology annotation, biological process: cilium assembly. Bases 241 to 906 code for a protein of 221 amino acids. The record is from RefSeq and is a predicted model, not a curated record. NCBI's taxonomy places the organism in Eukaryota, Metazoa, Chordata, Mammalia, Rodentia, Muridae. The transcript has 5 exons. Gene Ontology annotation, cellular component: MKS complex.
AUCAGCAGCGCGCAGGGCGGACGCGGGGCGGAGCCUGCUGUUGCCCCAGCAACAACCGGGGCUCCCGAGGAGAGCGCGGCCGCGGAGGCGUCUACCUCAGGGCUCCCUCCGCGCGGAAGGGCCCGGGUGAGGCGAGAGCGUGUCGCGGCCGGCGCCUGCGAAGAGGAAGCGGCCGGCCGGGCCCACGGACCGCCGUCCCCGCGGCGGACUUCGUUUUAACGGCCGGGUACGCGGAGAGCCAUGGCUGAAGUGCACGUGAUCGGGCAGAUCCUAGGGGCCACCGGUUUCCCUGAAAGCAGCCUUUUCUGCAAGUGGGGCGUUCACACAGGGGCUGCAUGGAAGCUCCUGUCGGGUGUCCGGGAAGGCCAAACACAAGUAGACACACCCCAGAUAGGCGACAUGGCUUACUGGUCCCACCCUAUUGACCUGCACUUCGCUACCAAAGGUCUCCAAGGAUGGCAGCUCCAGGGGCAGGAAUUUUUGUCUGCUGUGUUCACUGCUGUGUCCCCAGCUUCUUGGAGACGGGCCGCAUCUCCAAGCACGGCUGGCCUCGACUCCAUCUCCAGGUGUGGUCCCAGGACAGCUUUGGCCGAUGCCAGCUUGCUGGCUAUGGCUUUUGCCACGUGCCUAGCAGCCCAGGCACUCACCAGCUGGACUGCCCUACGUGGAGGCCCCUGGGCAGCUGGCGGGAGCAGCUGGCGCGGGCCUUCGUGGGCGGCGGGCCGCAGCUGCUGCACGCGGACACCAUCUACAGCGGCGCCGACCGCUACCGGCUGCACACGGCCGCCGGUGGCACCGUGCACCUUGCUAUCGGCCUGCUGCUGCGUCACUUUGAUCGCUAUGGUGUGGAGUGUUGAGGGACUUCGCUGCCACGAACCCCCAUCACCCUCAGCCUGGGCACUCUGAGCACAGGAUGGCACUGCAGUCACAACGUGGACUCUGGAGACUGUCAGUCCUGACCUCACCCAAGUCGUGACCCCUUGUCCUGCCUAGGACCGCAAGGCCUACUCCCUGAGGCCCGUGCUCCACGGCACUGCCGGGUCGUAGGCCUGUGGGUUACAGGGACUCGGGAGGAAGCGGCUGUUUGGCGUGUGGGGUCACUUAAUAAAAGCGGGCAUGUCGGAUGGGCGUGCAGAUUCCUUGUA